Messenger RNA from Mirounga angustirostris (Northern elephant seal), 8760 nucleotides. It is a transcript of the gene RGS11, whose product is annotated as regulator of G protein signaling 11. The record is from RefSeq and is a predicted model, not a curated record. Gene Ontology annotation, cellular component: cytoplasm; plasma membrane; neuron projection. Gene Ontology annotation, biological process: intracellular signal transduction; regulation of G protein-coupled receptor signaling pathway; G protein-coupled receptor signaling pathway. The coding region runs from base 17 to 1822 and encodes 601 amino acids. The transcript has 12 exons. Gene Ontology annotation, molecular function: GTPase activator activity. NCBI's taxonomy places the organism in Eukaryota, Metazoa, Chordata, Mammalia, Carnivora, Phocidae.
UGGCCUCACCGCCGCCAUGGCCGGCGGACGCCGGGGUGUGCAGAUGCCGCAUCUCAGCAAGAUGGAGCGGGUGGUCGUGAGCAUGCAGGACCCCGACCAGGGCGUGGAGAUGCGGAACCAGCGCCUGCGCAUCACCGUCAUUCCCCACACCGUGGCUGGUGAGGCGCCGCCGGGUCCGGGGUUGGUGGCGGCCCUGCCUCGCCUACCCCUGCCCCAUGCCAGUCUCUGGUGUGCAGGCAGCGACGUCGUGGACUGGUUGGUCCAGAAGUACUGCAUCUCAGAGGAGGGUAAGGGGGUUAUCCUGCCCCCUGCCCUCUGCCCCGGGGUCGCUGUGCUGAUGGCCAAGGCUGGGCCUGCUCAGGGCUCACAGGUGUUAAUGUUGAGCCAAGUGCACUGGGGAGGGAGAGCUCCCAAAUUGCUUCUCCCAGGCUUAGCGCUCGCCACCCUGCCCCUCCCGCCAGAGGCCCUGCACCUGGGCACCCUCCUAGUGCAGCACGGCUACCUAUACUCUCUGCGCAGCCCCCGCAGCCUUGUGCUCCGGCCAGACGACACACCCUACAGAUUCCAGGUCAGGUGCAACUGGGAGCAGACGCCCUAUUUCUGGACGAGCACCCUGUGGCCAGCUGCUGAGCUGGACUAUGCCAUCUACCUGACGAAGAAGAACAUCCGAAAGCAGGGGGCCCUGGUCGGCCACGAGAAGGAACACUAUGACCAGCUACACAGGAAGAUCAACCACACGUGGGACCUGGUGGUGAUGCAGGCCCGAGAGCAACUACGGGCAGCUAAGCAGCGCAGGAAGGGGGACAGGCUGGUCAUUGCAUGUCAGGAGCAGACGUACUGGCUGGUGAACAGGCCCCCGCCAGGUGUCCCCAGCGUCCUGGAGCAGGGUCCAGAGCGCAGUUCCUGCACAGCUGGGCGAGUGCAGAUGACCAAGAAUAUGGAGUUCUACAAGCAGGAGAUGGAGCGCUGCAGGAAGGCCCUGACCAGGGCCCGGGUGAAGUCCUCCAUCUGCCUCGAGGCGUACCUGAAGUUCAGCAGCCAGCAUGGGCCACACGACCCCAUCAUGUCAGGGUGCCUGCCCAGCAACCCCUGGGUCACAGAUGAUGACACCUACUGGACCAUGAAUGCACCCAGCGUGGCUGUGCCCACGAAGCUCCGCGUGGAGCGAUGGGGUUUCAGCUUCCAGGAGCUCUUGGAAGACCCUUUGGGACGGGCCCAUUUCAUGGACUUCCUGAGGACCGAGUUCAGUGGUGAGAGGCCCUAUGCCCUGCUCGAGGGCCCUGGGAGGGCACUGCUGCUGAGGACCCUCCGGGUUUCUGCCAGCCCUGGCCACGGCUCGGGUGGGCCUCACCUGGCGUGUGGACCUCCAGCUGAGAACCUCAGCUUCUGGGAGGCCUGUGAGGAGCUGCGCCACGGAAGGCAGGCCCAGGUCCACGCUAUGGUGGACUCUGUGUACCAGCAGUUUCUGGCCCCUGGUGCUGCCCGCUGGGUCAACAUCGACAGCCGGACGAUGGAGCGGACCCUGGAGGGACUGCAGCAGCCCCACCGCUACGUGCUGGAUGAUGCCCAGCUGCAUAUCUACAUGCUGAUGAAGAAGGUGGGCGUGCGGGCCCGGAGAGCGUGGCAGUACCCUGCCCCGUGGGGGCCAGCCCCUCCCCACUGCUCUCCAGUCCACACCUGCAGCUUAGGCUCUCCCUUACAGAGGAGUAAACUGAGGCUCAGAGGGCGGAGGGCUUGCCCCAGCCUCUUGCUUAAGGAGAGGUCCAGUUGUGAUUUUAAAAAGUAUUUUAACGUGGGGGCGCCUGGGUGGCUGAGUUGUUAAGCGUCUGCCUUCAGCUCAGGUCAUGAUCCCAGGGUCCUGGGAUCGAGCCCCGCAUCGGGCUCCCUGCUCGGCGGGGACCCUGUUUCUCCCUUUCCUGCUCCCCCUGCUUGUGUACCUGCUCUCGCGUUCUUUCUCUCCGUCAAAUAAAUAAAUAGGAUCUUAAAGAAAAAAGUUAAUGGAAAAUUCCAAAUGUAAACAGAAGUAUAGUAAAAUGAUGGAUCCUCAUGUUCCUACUGCCUGACUUCAAAAACAGUCAGCUCAGGGCCGGUCCUGACCUCUCGUCCACCCCUGCCCACUGCCCCGACCCCGUGACUUUCAAGCCAUUUUCAGACUUCUGUCUGUGUAUUCAGGAUCCUCUAAAGGAUGUGGACCCCCUCCUUCCCUUUCCAGUGUGACCCCAGAUGCCAGCAUCACACAUGAACACGGGAUAUUUAUUCGGUGUUCUCAAAGAGCUGGUCAGGGUCCAAACUUCCCCACUUGGGCUCUGUGCCUAGUCUCUUGUUGUCGCUGUAACAAAUCACCACAAACCCAGAGCCGUAAGACGGCGACUUUUUAUUCCGUCACCGUGUGCAGGUCAGAAGUCCAACCCGGGUCUCCUGGGGCGGAGGUCAGGUGUGGGCAGCGCUGGCGUCUUCUGGAGGCUCCGGGGUGGGGUAGGGAUCACGUUUCCUGCCUUUCCCAGUUUCUGGAGAGAGUGCCUUCCUUGGCAAGUGGCCCCUCCUGCGUCCUCAUAGCCCCCAGUGGAGCAUCUCCAGCCUGUCGCUCCAGUCCUUCCACAGGCUCCUCUUUGGCUUUUAGGCCCCAUGGUGACACUGGGUCCACCUGUCCAGUCCAGGGCAUCUCCCCACCUCAGUCCCUUUGCCUUGUAAGACACGACCACAGGUCCAUAGGGUAGGGUGUAGACAUUUCUGGGGUCUUCUCUGAAUGCCGCAGCCUAUAAAUAUCUAUUUUCUUUUUAGUUUGCUUGAAUUUGGGUCCAAAGCAAAGUACAUAUGUUAGAAUUGGUUAAUAAAUUUUUUAAACCUCUUUUUCUUUUUUAAGUAGGCUCCACACCCAGUGUGGAGCCAACAUGGGGCUUGAACUCAUGACCCUGAGAUCAAGACCUGAGCUCAGAUGGAGUCGGAUGCUUAACCCACUGAGCCACCUAGGCGCCCCAAACCUCUUUUUUACGUUUAUUUAAUCUCUACACCCAACAUGUGGCUCGAACUCACGACCGUUGAGAUCAAGAGUUGCACACCCUUCCGACUGAGCCAGCCAGGCGCUCCUCUUGAAUCUCUUUUUAAAGUACGGUUUUUGGGGGCACCUGGGUGGCUCAGUUGUUAAGCGUCUGCCUUCGGCUCGGGUCAUGAUCCCGGGGUCCUGGGAUCGAGCCCCGCAUUGGGCUCCUGCUUGGCGGGAAGCCUGCUUCUCCCUCUCCCACUCCCUCUGCUCGUGUUCCCUCUCUCGCUGUGUCUCUCUGUGCCAAAUGAAGAAAUAAAAUCUUAAAAAAAAAAAAUGAAGUAUGGUUUUUGUUUUGAAGGAGUUGGAGGUCCUUUGUCCUGUAGUUGCUCACAGUCUGGGCCAUACUAACGGUGCCCUCGCGGUGUCUUUGGAGUGUUUUUCUGUCGCGUGUGUUUCUGGAUGUUGGUAGUGAUGUUUCAGACUUGAUCAGAUUCAUCUUCAGUUUUAUUGUGUGUGUGUUUGGUUUCGUGGACAGUAUUUUUCCUCAGAGAUGGUGUUCGGUGUGUCCUCCCAUCAGGAGGUACGUGCGGCCCAGCUGUCUCCCAUUUUGUGCUGUGAGCAGCCCCUGGCAGUUGCCGGCCAGACCCGAUUCCGUUUGGGUGCAGAGCUGGCCCGUCCCUGCCUCUGUUGACGAGCUGGCACAUACUCGGAGGGCAUCUCCCCUCGCCUGCUCUUUGUUGCGUGGUUCCCCAGGGAGGGCACAGUCAAUGCCUCAUUCCUUAUUUUCCACUUUUCAGAAUAAUGACUUGGACCCACCGUGUCUGCCAAGGAUGGUCAGUGAGUUGGAGAUGUUUUUAAUACCACAGUAAAUCCAUGCUCUCAGUAGAUGGCGGGUUUCGUUCACAUGGUUCUUACUCUUCCUUGCUGUGCAGAGGGCCCCCCCCCCGCCGUCCCCGCGUUGGCUCCUGAGGCAUUUGAUGUGUUCUGACAUCUGCCGCAGCUUGUCCCAGGCUCCUCCUGCACCGUUCCCGCAGGCAGCCCUGGCCCUUCUAGGCUCUUUGGAAAUAGGGACCUGCGUGCCGGACGAGUUCGUUGUCACCUGGCUUGUUUGCAGGCCUUUCAGUGAAGAGAAUUAGGAAACAGAAGUGUUUUAGGUAGAAUAUAUCAGGAGUUCAUCCUGACACGGCUAAUUCAGAUGCAGGAUUACACAGUUUCCUUCAGCUCUCUUGACUUUCAUCUCUUUCCUCGCUAACCCACUGAAAACCGUGGUUUGCAGCCAGGCUAACAUAAUGGCUCACUCGCUUUUCCUCCCAUUUCACUCAGGAGUCCCAACCGAACGACACAGCACUGCCCUUUACGAUGCACUCACCGACAGUGGUUUACUUUUUUCUGGUCCUGGGGACGCCCCUUGAACAGCUCCGUUGAGUGUGGUCAGGGUGCUGUCACCCUCUGGAUGCCCAGCUCACUCAUUCCUCUUUACCUUUGAUGUAUAGGAAUUGAUUAUUCCUUGUUUUGUUUUGUAAUUAUGUAAAGUAUCUACACAGGUUCAAAAUUCAGUCUACAAACAAGGUACAUUUCAAGAUUUUUUUUUUUUUUUAAUUGAGAGAGAGAGAAUGAAAGCAUGAGAGGGUGGAGGGUCAGAGGGAGAAGCAGACUCCCUGCUGAGCAGGGAGCCCGAUGCGGGACUCGAUUCUGGGACUCCAGGAUCAUGACCUGAGCCGAAGGCAGUGGCUUAACCAACUGAGCCACCUAGGCGCCCAACAAGGUACAUUUCAAAUAAAUCUAGUUAUGUCUUCCCACUAAAAUUAACUGUUUAAUAUUUAUAUUUUUCUUUUAAAAAUAUAAACAGGUUCGUAGAUUUCUCUUCUUUAUUGCAUACCAUACAGUUUUUCUCAACCUUGCAUUUUAUUUUGCUCCAUGUCCUCACCCUCACUCGUGGGGUACACCAAGAACCAGGGGAGGUACUACUUGGAAUUUCCCACUGGAGGUCCCAUGGCUCACUCCUCCGAGUGUGGGCACUGGGCCCCUGCCCACCUUUUGAGGGUUAAUGGCCCCACUGGCUAGGAGCCCAGGUCUCCCUGAGUCUGUCUGACAUGGUCGGGGCAGGUCUGGGAUGGUUGCCUCCAGCACUGUCCACUCGGGGGUCUCUGGGGCUGGCAGGGGCCCCCGCAGUGCCAGGCUAGACCCCCAGCGGAAGCUGGCUGAACGCCAUCUCUUGCAGGACUCCUACCCAAGGUUCCUGAAGUCCUCCGCAUACAAAGACCUGCUGGCAGAAGCUGUGAUUCCCCCAGAGGCCAAGAGAAGGUGAGCUGGGCCGCGCCCUGUGCCCCGGGCAGUGAGGCAGGCGGGACCCACACAACUGCCCUGUGCUCAGGUCCGCUCUCCUCCACAGGGUGUUCCCAUUUAUGCGGAAGCCGCGGCAUUCAAGCCCCAGCCCUGCUCUCCUUCCUGCCUCCACCUCUGGGGAGCCUGUGGCUGCAGCCAGUGGCCCUAAGUGUGGUGACGGGGGCACCUAGGUGGGCAUAAAGCAGGAGGGGGAAGUGGCCAUCCUCACUGCUUGCCCGGGGUCCUCACAGCUUUGAGACCCCUGGCGUGGGCGUCCCCUAAUGCCCAGAGGGCCCGCCUUGCCCCUAUGCCCAAGGGCGUCUUGGGCUCCCACCUUUUCCCUUGUCAAGCCCUCCCCUCCCCAGAAGGGGCUGGGCCAGGUGCUGAUUCCCGGGAAGGGGUGUCAUUGAGCUUGGGUCACCUGGAGAAAGGUAGGAUGAGGUGGGUCAAGCAGAUCAGGCCACAUGAAGGCCCUGGCAUUCUGUGGUCUGCAGUUCAUUAAAUCGCUGGCGAAUACCAGGUGGUUUCCAGCAGGGGGCACUUAUCAUGAGGAACCGCAGGCCUCAGGGCAGAUUUAUCCACAGCCCUUGGCCCAGUGUGACCCUGCAGGGACCCCACACCAUGUCCCCAGUUACGCUGGGGCCGUGCUCAGCCUUCCGACCAGCCCAGAGCUGUCCUCAUGGGUCUUGCCCACACCGUGGCUGUCACUGUGAGUGUCCCAGACCUCAUCCCACAGGGACACCUCCAGCUGGUGUCCUCGAGGCUGGGACUCCUCUGCCAGAGCUGCACAGACAUGACUCCAGUGUCAUCACCUGUGACAACCGGCCCCGGUCCAUGGCCAGGGCAGGUGGAACCCUUGGGGAAGGGGGUGAUGCCAGACCCAGGGUGAAGUACAGUCACUCCUUUGGGGUGCAGCUCUGUCAGGCCAGAGGGGGGUGCCACCCAUCCCACUCCCACCCACACCCGGCCCAGAAAUAAAAGACCCUUGCCCUCACUCUGAGCCCACCCUAUUGUGGUCCGACUUGUGGACUGUGGGUUGAGUGUGUGGUGUGCACGAGUGAGACGUAUGGCACAUGAGGCAUGUGUGGUGUGCAUGAGACAUGCAGGCGUGAGGCAUGUGUGCGUGUGAGGCAUGCGGUAGGUGUGAGGUAUUUGUGGUGUGCGUGUGAGCAUGUGUGUGUGAGGCAUGUGGUAGGCGUGAGGCGUGUGUGAGGCAUGUGGUAACAUGAGGCGUGUAUGUGUGAGGCAUGUGGUAGGCGUGAGGCAUGUGUGCGUGUGAAGCAUGUGGUAGAUGGGAGGUAUGUGGUGUGUGUGAGGCAUGUGGUAGGCGUGAGGCGUGUGUGCAUGUGAAGCAUACAGUAGGUGUGAGAGGUGUGAGGCAUGUGGUAGGCAUGAGGCAUGCGGUUACGUGAGGUGUGCAUGGUGUGUGAGGCAUGCAGUUAUGUGAGGCAUGUGUGGUGUAUGUGAGGCAUGUGAUAGGAGUGUGAGGCAUCUGGAAGGCGUGAGGCAUGUGUGCACGUGGGGCAUGUGUGCAUGUGAGGCAUGUGGUAGGCGUGAGGCACGCGGUGUGCGUGUGAGGCAUAUGGUAGGCGUUAGGCAUGUUGUGUGCGUGUGAGGCACGUGGUAGAUGUGAGGCAUGCAGUGUGCGUGAGGCAUGUGGUAGGUGCGAGUCAUGCAUGGUUGUGCGUGUGAGGCAUGUGGUCCGUGUGGCUUGAGGUGUGAGGCGCGUGCAAGCUGGGCAGUGGUGGUGGACAGUGGGGGGAGUUCGGGUAUCAACAGCAUUGGUCACGGAGGGUCCCACAUCAGUGGGUCCACAGCAGAGGGGACCGAGCUGUCAGGCUGGACUCAGGCUGCAGACUCGGUGGUCUUCGGAGGGGACAGUGGGGAAUGCCGUCUGUGCUCUGGCUGGACAAGGACGCCUGAGUGCUCCAGGAGAGUCAGGAACCUGAGUCCCGGGAGGUCAUGGGGAGAAAGGAGGCUCUUGGUGUUCAGUCCAGCAUCUUCUGGCCAGUUGUGCCCUAAGGCCUGAGUCACAGGGAGCCUGGCAUGGAUCAGAGCCCUAGAGGGACCGUGGGCACGGCUGCUUUAUUUGCAAGUCCAGGCUGCACGAUGCCCACCAGUGCGGGCAUCUCCUGGGCCCGCCUCUAGCUCCUGCCCACGGUCUGAGGACCUGCAGGGUGGUCCCUCCAUGCACUGCGGCGGGCCCUGGGAUGCUGAGGGGCCCUGCUAUGGCCCCUAGCCCUGCCCUACCCCCGGGGAUUUUCAUCUGUGGACUUGUCACUGCAUCCUGUUCCUGAGGCCGUGUGGGCUGGGCAGCAGCUUCUCACAGUGACAAGGGUCCUGCUCCUUGGCAGAGUCCCCCCCCCCCAGGCUCCUGCCACCUGGGCCGCUGCACCCCUCAGGGACCCCUGCUUGUCCUGAUGGGCACACACCCACGUCCACAGGCUAGGUUCCUGACUUGAACCAGGGUGACUGUGCGGGGGGCGGCGGAUCUUCAGACCUGAGCUGCACUUAGAGGCCAUGCAGAAAAAGUCCUCGGGGCCCCAUUUCUGACUGGGCGAGGGGGGGGGACACCCUGAGACCCUUGUAGAGGGUUCCCCAUCUCUGCCAGCAGCCUGGCCUGCACCAAAUCCACUUUACCCCUUUGGAGCAGACACAUGAGGCACACACGUGCCCUUUCAGACAGUGCAAACCAUUUAUUCCGGUUUCUUCCUGCGGGACCCGGGGUCAUCAGGGCACAGUGAGCCACAAGGAGCACCACAGCAAGGCACAAAGGUGAGUCCCGCAUCAGGUGACACCGACUGCUGGGGGCAUCCGAGCACCAGGAGGGGGCCAGGCACCGGCCAGGGGUGUGGGGACCCCCAAGGGAAAAGCAGCUCCAGUGUGUACUGAGGGGGUGCAAACUGACCGCGACGUGCGCCCUCUGGCCAGUUCCUCAGGACGUUCACAGCACACGUGGCCAGCACAGGGACAGAAACGCCCCUGGGGCAUCCAUGAGCAGCAGGAUGGCCUUACAGUGCACGGCAGCCCUAUUCCUCCGCCCGUCAGAGGGGAAUCCCUGGGCAAGUUUCCACUAACCAGGCCAGAGGCUGGAACGGCCUCAAGUGCCCAGCUGCUGCCCUGAGGCCACCCCAGGCCAACCACCCUCCCAGGCCCCAGGAGGGUGUGCAGACAGGAACGAGGGACGGGACUUCUCAGGAUGGGGCUCUCUUCCUGGAACCCCGGUCCCUCCUGCCAAUAUGGACGAGUGAGGGUGGUGCUGUAGGGCCCAGUGAGACUACGAUGAAGGCAGGUGGCCUGGACUGCGACCCCAGUGGGGCAGAGUGAGGACCUGUGGGGACGUGCUGCGCAGGAGGGGAGAGGCCUGGGUAUCCCCUCACCCAUGCGCGUCCCUGCAUAGGACGGGAACCCCAGGAUCAGGAGUAGGGAGUCAGUGCAAACCCAGGGAAAGA